CCAUCUUAGGAUAACGAACUAGAAGCUUUCUGAACUAGGUAGGGAGAGAGCAGCUGCGGAGGACGUGUAUACGCAAGUGAUAUACUUGGUCGGUUCUUCCAAGUAUAUUACUUUUGUAUACACUUCCAUCUCCGAACCGCUAGACAACUCUCAAGACCUCUUUAUUUUUAAGAGCCGGCUGAAUAUAGUGAAUAUUGCAGUAUAAAUUCCUUGAAAUAAUGCCAUCCUCCUGCUACAUAGACAACACUCCUUCCAAAAGUCCGCAGCACCCUUCAGAGCGUAAAAAUGGAUUCAACAAGCAGCCCGACAAACCUAAAAAAGAAGUGCCCUGUGAUUGUGAAGUUUCUGUGGAGAAGCUGUGUUCUCAGGAAAGCCUGACCGCGCUAAUUGAGGUUCUGGACAAGGAUGUAAAAAAACUUGAAGUAGUCUCAAAAUUUGUCCAAAUCCAUAAGGAGGAGUUGAUAAAAUGGAAGAACAGUGCCUAUUAUCUGCUGUUGGGUGAUCUUGACGACACCAUCUACAUGGGCGAGGAGUACAUGCAGGAAGCCUGGGAAGAGGUAUAUCUUCCAAAAAUCACAAGAAUGCAGGUGUUUGGAACACUAGAGCACUCUAAGGUCAUGGUUUCCUGUAUGCAGUGGAUCAUACUGGUGGGAGAAGAUGGAUGUGUCUAUGCUUAUAUGGAGGAAAAGCUGCAGUUAAUUGCAAAAAGUCUGAGAGAGUUUGUAGAAAAUGGCAAGAAAAAAACGUAUUUAACAUACAAUUAUCCUGAAUUCAGUGAAGAGGAAGAUGAAUCUCUGGAAGAAGAUGAAGAAAUACUGAAAAUCAGGCAAGAAACAAAGGACUUUGUGGACAAAAGUGCAGAUGAGCUUGAAGAUUUCCUGAAAUUUGUAUCCAAAUCAUAAAGUGGAAUCGCACCAAAAGAAAAAGAACCCUUGUUCUACAGUAAGGUGGUGUCCAGUUCAUUGAUGGAAAUGUGUGUAUUUUGUUACCACAUUUUAACUUCAAGAACUAAACUGCACAUUACUAUAAAACAUGAAAGGGGCGUGCGCGUCCCGACUCCUAACAGAGCCUGCAGAUUAUUUGCUACUCGCUGUCAUCGCCUGACAGUUCAUGUAUGCCGUACUGCAAAGGGAAGCAGUAUAGAGAUCACGUACGGUACACACCAUCAGGAGAUGCUAAGAAUAUUAAGGGGUAUCCAUCAGCAGAUUUGUACCUAAUGGCUGACCUGUUACACGUGCACUUGGCAGCUGAAGGCAUCUGUGUUGGUCCCAUGUUCAUAUGUGCCUG
Bufo gargarizans (Asiatic toad) is the source of this 1287-nucleotide messenger RNA. RefSeq lists its product as uncharacterized. The coding region runs from base 219 to 902 and encodes 227 amino acids. Lineage: Eukaryota; Metazoa; Chordata; Amphibia; Anura; Bufonidae. The transcript has 5 exons. The record is from RefSeq and is a predicted model, not a curated record.